AUGUCGGCUACGAGCAGUCCCGUGGAACAGAAACUCCCCCAGCGCUCGUCGACCCUGGCGAGUUCCCUCGGUCCGACCCGUCGGGCUUCGCUGAGUGACGACGAGGCGAUCCCGGAAUCGGAUAGCAAUGAGACGACCAACCUUCUCCUCGAGCGGCUCCGGGCCUGGAAGCAUAUGUGCGGAUACCUGGAGGAUUAUGUGGAGGUGACGGCCAAGGUGCAAAAGUCACAGGCGAAGGAUUAUGAGAAGGUUUUGAAGACGGUGAGCGAUCCGUUGCGGGAGGGGCAUCAUUUCUCGCAGAGUGAGGGGGGCGUUGCGGGCUGGUUUGAUAAUAUCCGCACCAACACCCAGGGAAUCGUGAAUGGGUAUCUUGAUACGGAGAAAAACCUGAAGGGCUCCGUGCUGCCGAGCUUGGAGCGGCUUCACAAAGAGCUCAAGAACAAGUCCAAGGAGCUACAGAGCGGCGCCUCCAAGAGCGCCAAGGCCGUGGAAAAGGCUCGCGGCGUCACCCAGAAGCACAUCGAGCUGCUGGCGACGCAGGUCGCCUCGUUCGACUCGACUGCCGGUAACCGGUUCGAGCACGCCCACGACCCGUAUAUCCUGCGUCGCGGCGUCAACCACCGCCUGAACAAACAGGUCAUCGAGGAGAACAACAACCGCCAGGACAUCAUCGCCGUGCAGAACAACUUCCAGCAGUUCGAGGCCCAUGUCCUCAGGACCGUCCAGACUGCGAUGGAGCAGUUCAACGUGUUCAUUGGCAACCAGCUCGAUCGCCAACGCGCCAUGUACAGCGACAUGCUGGCCUCUGCCCAGCGAGUUCCCCCGGAUUUUGAGUGGGUCAAUUUCAUCACCCGCAACGCCCACGCUCUGGUUGACCCGGAUUCGCCCCCGCGAUCGCUGUCCCACAUCACUUUCCCCAACCAAGACCAUCGCGCCACUGUGCCUCUCAUUGAGGGCACACUGGAGCGCAAGUCCCGCGCCAUGCUCAAGGGCUACAGCACCGGCUACUAUGUCAUCUCGCCGGCGCGAUACCUGCACGAGUUCAAGGACAACGACGAUUUCCGGCACGACCCUUCCCCCGAGCUCUCGCUGUACCUGCCCGACUGCGUGAUCGGCGCCGUCGACGGCAACAAGUUCACCAUCAAGGGCAAGGAUGUCUCCGGCGGCAAGGUCGGCAACGCCUUCCACACCACCAGCGAGCUGAACUUCAAGGCCCUCACCCCGAGCGACGCGGAGAAAUGGUGGACCAUCAUCCGGGACGCGGCCAAGGGACCCCCCGCACACAGCGCGCACUCCUCUCAGCCCACCAACCCCGUGGCAGCCGCGGGUGGCGCUGCUGCUGGUGCUGCGACCUCCAGCACUCCCACGGCGGUCACUGCUCCGGCCACUGCUCCGGCCACUGCUGCAGCUCCCGAAGGGCAGGCGCACCCGCCCGCUUAUGCCGAAAAGGAAAACGUUGCCCCAGCUGCGGAGAAGACUCCGGCCGCUGCGGCGGCGGCGCCGAGCCCGACGACUCCGGUCACCGAGACCCAGGCUCCUGCGCCUGCUCCUGCUCCGGAGAAGCUGUGA
This is a messenger RNA of Aspergillus clavatus NRRL 1, 1569 nucleotides long. RefSeq names its product PH domain protein. NCBI's taxonomy places the organism in Eukaryota, Fungi, Ascomycota, Eurotiomycetes, Eurotiales, Aspergillaceae. The transcript is spliced from 4 exons. The coding region runs from base 1 to 1569 and encodes 522 amino acids. The record is from RefSeq and is a predicted model, not a curated record.